AUGCAGUCAACGACGACGGCGUGCCAGCAGCAACAGCAGCAACAACAACAGCGGCAGCACAAUCAGCACCAGAACGCGAGCUCGUCGAACAACCGCACGUCCUUCCUGAUCGAGGACAUUCUCAGUCGUGGCGGUACCACCGUCACCGCGGCUUCAACAGUCGGCACGGGCUCACUUUCCGCUCACCAUCACCACCAACACCAACAUCCCACCUCGCCCCAGGCAAACAACGGCCACCCGCUACACCAGCACCCGUCGCAGCAGCAGCAGCAGCAGCAGCAACAACAACAGUACCAGCAGUUUGCUCUGAACAACCUGCUGCCGGGCUACCCGACGGCCACAGGGCCACCGUCAGCUGCAGCCGCGGCCUUCUUUCUCGGCCCGUUGUUCGGCGGUGCGGGCAUGGGCGUGGGCGUCGUACCCGGGGUCAGCGAGCUCGCGGCCCUCAAACACUGCCGGCGACGCAAGGCCAGGACUGUGUUUAGCGACCAGCAGCUGGCCGGGCUGGAGGCGCGCUUCGAGGCUCAGCGCUACCUGAGCACGCCCGAGCGCGUCGAGCUCGCCGCGGCGCUCCACCUGUCCGAGACUCAGGUGAAGACGUGGUUUCAAAACCGGAGGAUGAAGCACAAGAAACAACUGAGGAAACUCAAUAGCAACAGCGCUGGUGGUGGGAGCAACGGCGCCGCUGGGGCUACGAGCGGGAACAGCACCGGUCAAGCGGCCGGACAACAGAGUACCGGGGGGACGUCGACUGCUUUGCCUGCUGAGCGUCCAGUCGACUUCUCGCUCGGCGGUGGUCGCGAGAGCCGUGGUUCGAGCGACGCGAUGGCCGACGGUUCGGACGACGCCUCAGACGACGAGAUAGACGUGCUGAACGACGACGAGGACAGCCCGACCGGCUCACAGGAUGGAUCGUCGGCAACGCGGCCGCUCCUCCAGAGGCGCGUCACACCCUCGCCGAUGCCUCUGUGCGCGCCGGCCAACAGCACAACCAAGGAUCACCACGCGCUGCAUCACCACCACCACCACCAUCCGUCGCAUCAUCAUCAAUACCAGCAUCACUCGUUGCAGCACCACCAGGUCAUUGGUUUGGCCCAUCUGCAGAGGGCCCAUCAUCGCUGA
Messenger RNA from Copidosoma floridanum, 1122 nucleotides. It is a transcript of the gene bsh, whose product is annotated as brain-specific homeobox. Lineage: Eukaryota; Metazoa; Arthropoda; Insecta; Hymenoptera; Encyrtidae. Gene Ontology annotation, molecular function: DNA binding; DNA-binding transcription factor activity, RNA polymerase II-specific. The record is from RefSeq and is a predicted model, not a curated record. Gene Ontology annotation, biological process: regulation of DNA-templated transcription.